AUGCCUUCUUAUUUGGCAUACUGGUUACCUAGAAGAGAUGAAGGAGAACGUAUAAAAGGACAGUAUCUCGAAGUUAUAGUUAUUUGUCGCUUUAUUAUAGCAACUAAUACAGUUGCAACUGCCUUGUAUAAACGUGUAGAAUCGGGACAUUGGUCUGGAAAUUAUGAUCAAGAAGUCCAGAAUUUCGUUCAAACAUUAGAAAAAGUGAAAAAACUUGUUCCAAACGAAAAUUCGUUGCGUCUAGAAAAACUUCAAAGUUUUGGAGAAGGUGAAGUUUUAGAACAACGGGUAAUGACUGCAGUUGAAGAUAUGGCCUCACUUUUAGAGUUGAAUGCUUUAAAUGUGGAUACAGAAUCUUGGAUCGAUCAUGCAGAAGAAAAUUUAAAUAUGUUAAAGUGGAAUGUAGCUCAUGCCGUAGCAAACGCAAAUUCAGAGGACGAGAAACUUCUAUGGGAAAGACUGGAGAAUGACUUAAAGAAUGUUGAUUUGAAUAAACUGUCAUAUAAUCACCCACUUUGCUCUGGUAUAUUAGAUAUCGACUCAUCACCUAUCUCUGAUCUACCGGAAACUCUUCUAUAUUCAAAAGGUAGAUAUCAGAGUAGAGGAACCACAUUGGAAACUUGUGAUCCUCCAUUCGGCCAAUGGAUAGAGAAUUCUGAAAACUUGAAAAGUAUAACGAAACGAUUAUUGGAAGCAUUGGAGGGGUCUUAUGUUUGCGAAGUUUUGGCGCCGUUAUUUAGCAUUGCCUUGGGUGAUUUAUCAGUAAAAAAUGAGACUUGGAGGAUAUGGGGUGAUAUGGCAAGUUGGCCCGAUGCCAUACAAAAAGGUGAUUCACGUAUCGCAUAUAGAUCAGAUCUUAUGUUUAUUGCAUAUUUAAAUGAUCAAAGAAUUGAUCUUUUAAAUAUGGAGACUGGUCGCCCAAAUUCUUCUAAACGAAAACAGGAACAAGUUCGUUUAAAGUUAGCACGACUUGCAACAAACACGAUGGAUUUUGCAAGGACCCAUCUUAAGCAAUACAUUAAAAAGGGAAUAUUGAGUAAUUUGUUAUCAAUAUUUUCUAUCAAUGUCGCUGGUAUGUUGAGGCAAGAAAAAAUGGUUGAUUAUCAGACAAAUCUAACAAGUAAAUUUAUAGGAGAUGAUUUAAGAAUUUAUAAUAUGUGUAUGGAAUAUGGAAUUUUUAAAAUUGCCUACUAA
This is a messenger RNA of Cetraspora pellucida, 1194 nucleotides long. Lineage: Eukaryota; Fungi; Glomeromycota; Glomeromycetes; Diversisporales; Gigasporaceae. The record is from the annotation of a GenBank genome assembly.